GCGUGCAGCUCGUGGAACGUCGAUCAAACCAAAAUCAAGUUAAAAUCAAACCAAAACCUAUUAAAAUGGCCUUUAAGUAUCUGAUUUUGGCGUCAGCUCUCUGUUUGAGCUUGGCCUAUCCGGUGGACCAACAUCAUUAUUAUGAGGAGAGCCACGGCGGCUAUGAGCAUCUGGCUCAUCACGAGGCGGCGCCGAUACACGCCUAUGGACAGCAUCAGAUUGAGCGCAUCUCCCUGGGCGAGGAGCAUGGACAUGAGAUACCACACUACGAGGUGGAACAGCAUCACACAGAGGAUGAGCAUGUGGAUUACUAUGCCCCUCCCAAGUAUGCCUUCAAGUAUGGCGUCAACGACUUCCACACUGGCGAUGUCAAGUCGCAGCACGAGACCCGCGACGGUGACACCGUGAAGGGCCAAUACUCUCUGGUGGAGCCCGAUGGUUCCAUUCGCACUGUGGACUACACCGCCGACAAGCACAAUGGCUUCAAUGCUGUCGUUCACAAGACAGCGCCAGUGCACCACCAUGAGGAGAUCCAUGAUCUGCACGAGCAUCACUAUUAAGCAACGAAUGCCUUUAAACCCAAGAGAGCA
This is a messenger RNA of Drosophila arizonae, 590 nucleotides long. RefSeq names its product Cuticular protein 66Cb (gene Cpr66Cb). The record is from RefSeq and is a predicted model, not a curated record. Gene Ontology annotation, cellular component: extracellular matrix. NCBI's taxonomy places the organism in Eukaryota, Metazoa, Arthropoda, Insecta, Diptera, Drosophilidae.